GACGUCAUCAUGGCCUGGCUUCCUUCGAGCAACAAUGCUGACAAUGCCGAUGAACGCAGCACCAGCGCCUCCAGUGCAUCCGCUUCCUCCAACUCAGUUUCAAUCACCAGCACUAGCAAUGGACAUGCCAAUCGACGAGAAGAAGCCCUCGUGAAUAACUCACCAAGACCAACUGGACCACCUGGAGGCCGACAGCCGCCGGCUCUGUUGCGUCAUGCUGCACCAUAUGUUCAAUUGCAACCGAAAACCGAAUCGAUAUCCGAUGGCGACUUGUCAGAUUUUUCUCUUAACGAUACCGAGGAGGAUGACGAAGAUCUCAGGGACUACAUAGUGCUCAAUGGAAGUGGCGGCCUGACGGAUGGCAAUCGUUCACUAUCCAAUUCACCUCGCAGCGGCAGUGCAAAUCUCUUUAGUCGCGGCUCACCCAGUCGCAAUGGUGGCUCAUUGACGUUAAACUCAUCGGUCAACGGUUCAUCUGCUUCCACUCCUCUGGGCGCUGCCACUCCUGCUCCUGGCGGUGGAGGGGUCCGUAAGGUCUUUACAAAUACCCGUGAGCGUUGGCGCCAACAAAAUGUAUCGGGGGCUUUUGCUGAACUCAGGAAAUUGGUGCCCACUCAUCCGCCGGACAAGAAGCUAUCGAAAAAUGAAAUUCUACGCUCCGCCAUUAAGUAUAUCAAACUUCUAUCAGGCAUAUUGGAUUGGCAGCAGCGUCAACCCACUAGCGAACCACCACUGGUGGAUGAGCCCAAUAAUAAUGAUAAUCGGAUGAUCAAUGGUCAUGCACCAGAUACCUUGAGGCUUAUCAAGUGUGAACGCUUGGAGCAGCAGCAGCAACUACGGAGCGGCAACGAUCUCCUUAUGAUAGCUCCAACAAUUGGUAUUAAGACAGAGCAAAUUUCGGUCAACUUCAAUGAGACGAUUCCAAAUCCAACAACAUCGGCAACUUCUGUGGCGAAUCCAAAUCCAACAAACAUCCCGGUCAAGGGCAGCAACAGCAAUAAACGACGCUCUAAAAUGGACGGCAGCAACAUUGCCACCGAUCUGAGUUUGGGCAAACGACGCAAAACCUAAGGAUGAAUCUACAGCAGACAGCUACAUCCAUAUACGAGAAUACCCUAAUCUUUCCUCGUCCUUAAAUUGUUUUCUUAGUAUACGAUUUGUUUUUACAGUACCCAUUAAAACUUAAUUUGCCUAAAA
Molecule: messenger RNA, 1197 nt
Organism: Drosophila willistoni
Lineage: Eukaryota; Metazoa; Arthropoda; Insecta; Diptera; Drosophilidae
Gene: HLH3B
Product: protein atonal homolog 1
Exons: 1
Coding region: 10-1071 (353 amino acids)
Biological process (GO): regulation of transcription by RNA polymerase II
Molecular function (GO): protein dimerization activity; RNA polymerase II cis-regulatory region sequence-specific DNA binding; DNA-binding transcription factor activity, RNA polymerase II-specific
Source: RefSeq, a predicted model, not a curated record